Serpula lacrymans var. lacrymans S7.9 is the source of this 1335-nucleotide messenger RNA. RefSeq lists its product as uncharacterized. The record is from RefSeq and is a predicted model, not a curated record. Gene Ontology annotation, molecular function: hydrolase activity. The transcript is spliced from 4 exons. The coding region runs from base 235 to 1251 and encodes 338 amino acids. Lineage: Eukaryota; Fungi; Basidiomycota; Agaricomycetes; Boletales; Serpulaceae.
CUGUGGAUUUAGCAUCAUGGAGUUCAUUCGACAGAUCUGGAGCUGCAUUCUAUCGCCAGAUCUUUCUCCAUCGAAUGAAAGUUUGGACUGAUGGCACCCAUGUCGAACCGAUUCUAUUAUGUCCAACGACGCUGCUUUGGUUUUUUCGGUUUGGCGAUAUACGGAUCACUAUCUUAAAAAGGCCUCAGGUCGGACGCGAAACGUUUCCUUGCAUUGCAUUCUCUAUCACAAGUCAUGGCUUAUCCCGUCGCUGCCACCAAAGAUCUCAGUAUACUUCAUCCAGGCUUACAUCCCAUCAUCACCUUGCUACCAGACACCUUAGAAACAGCGAAGACUGCAGAUGUAGUCGUCAAUUUCAUGCGUGCCGUCCCUCCCAGGCCGCAUGAAGAUCCAGAAAUCAUCAAGAAAGAUAUCCAGGUAUCAAUGGAUGAUGCUCCUCCUGAACAGCCACCCACCACCGUGCGACUGUAUAUCCCCAAGCGUGAGAUAACCAAAGGAUUGUUACCUGUGGUUAUUUGGUCUCACCACGGAGGCUUCUUUUCUGCGGGCCCAGCACGGCUCGACCCAUUCUGUUGCUCAAUUGCAGCUGCAGCGGGUGUAAUCGUCGCGGCCCCUGCUUAUCGCAAAACUCCCGAAAACCCCUUUCCUGCACCUUUUGACGAUGUCUAUCAAGUGCUUAUUUGGUUGACGACUUCCUCGGAGACCAAACAGUAUUCCAUUGAUCCUAAUCGCAUUGCGGUUGCAGGAUCAUCAGCAGGAGGUACACUCGCUGUUGGGAUAACUCUGCGCUAUCGGGACGAGGGUCGUGAUAUGUCGAAGAUUCCCCUCGUCAUUCUUGAUGACACCAGCGUUACAGACACUUCGAAGUCUUAUUCGACGUAUCACAACCCCGUCAACAAGUUAUGGAAUGCCAACGUUACCCGAUUCAUGUGGGACUUGUAUCUCCCAGAAGGGUCGUCGGCUUUAGAUGCAAAAACCAGAGGUUACGCUGUACCUGUCCAUGCCGAGGAUUUGAAAGGCCUGCCAUCUACUAUGGUGCUUUGUGCCCAAUGGGAUGACCUUACAAACGACGCAAUAUUAUUUGCCCAUCGACUGCUCGAAGCAGGGGUACCAACCGAAAUUCACACAUACCGGGGUACUUUUCACAUUUCGGAUAAACUGGUUCACGAUACCAAAAUCGCAGCUAAGAAGCGACGGGACAUCGUGGACUCAUUGAGGGCUGCUUUUGGAACUACGGAAGACAAGGAGUAGACAGCUCCCGCACAUAAGUGUUUUAACUAUCCUUUUGACUAUCGAUGUAAACUAUAAAUGAUCAAUUUCAUUAUCUUACCAUCA